GCGGGUCUACCGCUUCAGCGCCUACCCGACGGAUGCCGAGCUGCUCGACAUGGUGCGUGCCGCGAGGCGCGACGCACGGGCGGCUGGCCUCCGCGUGUCAGAGCCCCCGUGUUUCGUGCCGAACGGCGACGUCCUCGGCGGCGCCUCUACCGUCAGCUUCGAUGAGGUGCCAGGCUUCUACCGGCGCUUGGGCCGCAAAGGCCUGGACGAGGACGCCAGGGACGGGGAGCUGUUGGACGCUGGGGGGACCGCCAAGUCCGCGCCAAACCCUGCAGGCGCCCGCGUGCUCGUGAGUGCGGAGGCGUCGGCCUCUGGUCUGGCUCGGGUCUGCCGCAAGUCGGUGCAGAACGAGAUCCAGCGGGGCGACGAGGUCUCGCUGGCUCGAGGCGACGUCAUCUGGGGCGAGAGCGGCCUACGCAGCAUUCCGAAUGGCUUCAUUGCACCGAUGGGGUUG
Molecule: messenger RNA, 454 nt
Organism: Prorocentrum cordatum
Lineage: Eukaryota; Dinophyceae; Prorocentrales; Prorocentraceae
Source: the annotation of a GenBank genome assembly